AAAAAGUCAGAUUUAAUCAUUUCACUACCUUCCACCUUUCAUAAAUGAAAGUUGAUAUUGCUAAUUUAACAAAAAAAAAGUUGAUCAUUUAAAACUCAUAAAAAAUCAAGAGAGGGAGAGAGCGAGUGAUAUAAGCAGGUAAUUUUAAACUGGGUGUAAGCGUAAGCAUACCUUUUGUCUACAUGUCCAAGGCAAUUCUCAGACUCAUUAAACCCUUAAACCGCCCCCAACCUAGAAUCAAGUCGGCCGUUAAAAUUCUCAUCACUCCUCAAAUCAAGAAUUUGGCCAAUGAAGUUUGUGAAAUUCUCCGAAGUGAAGACAAACAGUGGGAAGAGUCCCUUCAGAAUCGUUUUAUUGGGGAUGAUAUUACUCCUUCUGAAGUUGCCCACCUAGUGUUCGACAAAAUUCGCGACUGCGAAUUGGGUCUCAAGUUCUAUGGUUUCAUCUCUCAUAACAGUUUUGACCUCGAUGGGUUCGCUUACUCCUCACUUUUGAAGCUCUUGGCUCGGUCCAGAGUCUUCGCAGAAAUCGACACCGUAUUGUUGGAGUGUUUGCAUUCUGAAGAGAAGCGGCCUACUCACGAGGCGUUAGGUAUUGUAAUCCGUGCGUGUGCGGAAUCUGGGUCUGUUUCUAAAGCUCUCGACUUGUAUUCUUAUCUGUUGAGGAACUACAACGCGCUGCCCCAGUUACCGGCAUGUAAUUCUUUGCUUAACGGGCUUGUGAAGGAAGGAAAGUUGGACGCUGCGUGGCGUGUGUAUGAGGAGAUGGUGAGGAGAGAUGAAGCCAGUGAGAUUAGUUGUUUGGACAAUUACAGUGUUUCUAUAAUGGUGAAGGGAUUGUGUAAAGAAGGAAAGGUUGAGAAAGGUAGAAGGUUGAUUGAGAAGAGGUGGGGAAGGAACUGCAUUCCGAAUAUUGUGUUCUAUAAUAUUCUCAUUGAUGGAUAUUGCAAGAGAGGUGAUCUCAAGAGGGCUCAUGAGCUUUUCGAAGAGUUGAAAGUGAAGAGUUUCUUUCCGAACCAGGAGACUUAUGGGGCUAUGAUUGAUGGAUUUUGCAAGAGAGGGGAGUUUGAGAAGGUUGAUCAAAUGUUAAAGGAAAUGGAGUCCAGCGGUAUUGAGGUGAAUACCGUAAUCUAUAACAAUGUUGUUGAUGGCAAAUGUAAAUAUAGCCUUGUUGGAGAAGCUUUCGAGACCUCAAGAAAGAUGAUGGAAGUAGGGUGCCCGUUGGACAUUGUGACGUAUAAUUCUUUGAUUUCUAAUGCUUGUAAAGAUGGGAAUGUGCUGGACGCGGAAAAGCUUUUGGAGGAGGUAAUCAAUCGCGGAUUGGUUCCCAAUAAGCUAAGCUUUACCCCUCUUAUACAUGCCUACUGCAGGGAGCGAAAUUUUGAGAGAGCAUCAUGUCUUCUUGUUGAGAUGACACGAAGUGGACAUAAGCCCGACUUGAUAACCUAUGGAGGUCUCAUUCAUGGCUUAGUUGUUGCUGGAGAAGUUGAGGCUGCUUUGACAAUCCGAAACAAUAUGGUGGAAAGGGGAGUGUCUCCCGAUGCAUGCAUUUACAAUGUGUUAAUUAACGGACUUUGCAAAAAGAGUAGGUUUGCUGAUGCAGAGCAGCUUCUCCAAGAGAUGCUUGGCUGUAAUGUGUCUCUCGAUGCAUAUGUUUAUGCCACUUUGGUUGAUGGAUAUAUAAGAAGUGGCAACUUUGAUGAUGCUGAAAAACUUUUUGACCUCAUAAUCAAAAGAGGUGUCGAUCCUGGGAUUGUAGGGUAUAAUGCUAUGAUUAAGGGCUACUGCAAGCUUGGGAAGAUAAAAGAUGCCGUUCUUUGCAUUAAUAAGAUGACUAGAAGAAACAUCUCUCCGGAUGAAUUUACAUAUUCUACAAUCAUUGAUGGAUUCAUAAAGCAGAAUGAUUUGCUUGGUGCAUUGACUGUAUUUGGCCUCGUCAUCAAACAGAAGUACACGCCAAAUGUUGUGAUGUAUACCUCAAUCAUCAGUGGCUUUUGUCGUUGUAGGCAUGUUUCUGGUGCAGAAAGGAUUCUCCGAGGAAUGCAAUCAAAUGGUGUGCCGCCUAAUGUUGUGACUUAUUCUGUAAUGAUAGGCAGCUGUUGCAAAGAGGGGAAACUUGCACAAGCAUCUUCCUUUUUCGAAGAAAUGAUGAUGAGCAAGUGUAAUCCCAAUGAUGUUACAUUUCAUUAUUUGGUGAACGGGCUAUCAAACAAUGCUGCUUCUAUUAUUCAGUCGACACAAGAUGGUUCUGAGUGGCAUAAGCCUAUGCUUCUUGAUAUCUUUGGGACAAUGGUGUGUGAUGGUUGGCAUCCCAUAUCUGCUGCGUACAGCUCGAUUGUCGCUUGUCUUUGUUUAAACAGGAUGCUUGGAACUGCGUUACAGCUGACUGAUAAGAUGUUGAAUAAAGGCUUCCCUCUAGACUCGGUGAGUUUGGCUGCUCUAUUACAUGGGGCUUGUUUAGUAGGGAAAUCUAAAGAAUGGAAUAGCAUGAUUACUUCCAAACCUAUUGAUGCAAAGCUUGAUGUUGCUUUGAAGUAUUUGACCAUAUUUGGGCGCUACUCGACUCAUGAACUGACUAAGGAGACCUCAGUGAUUUUGCAUUCCUUGCUACAAGAUUCAUGUCUAACGAAUGAAUUGGCAGGUUCUAGAAGUCUUAAUAAACAAUAGGAAACACUUCAAAGUCUGAGCAUGUGAUAUUUCUUGUGAUGGUGUACAGUUUUCUGGGAAUUUGAGGUUGAGAAACUCUACAUUCCAAGCUAUUUAUUUCGUGAUUUUGUUCUGUAUGGCUCACCGGAUUAUCAUAUUUCAAUGGGUGUAUGGCUUUCCUCCAUUUGGUAGCUAUUGUGGUUUAUAUCAGAAGCAACUGAGGCACCAACUACCAUGAUGUAUGCAGCAGCAACAUAUGAACAAGCAGAUAAUGAGGCGAACAUCCCAUUGUUCUAUUCGUUCAAAGAAGCAAUUAUGCGCCCUUACGUAACAUGUCAUCAUAAGUUUAUUGAUAGCAUACUUUUCGCUUCUACAUGACCUGCCUGUUGGCAUAUUGCUGUUCAUGGAGGAAUCUAACAGGUAAUAAAAUUGCAGGAAAUAGGCUGAUUCUCUCAUCAUACUUCCCUCAGCAGGCAACACUUUUCCAACAAGUGAGAAACUAUUAUCUCCAUAUUUCGUUCUGAACCAAGCCAUUUUCACCAGGAGAUACAGUAUGGUAUUUUCUUCGAAAGUAGGCAGUGUGGGAAAGGUGAAGCUACGGUUAUCUUGAUGUCGCACUAUCAAAUGAAUGGACUGUGGUGUUUUACUCUAAGAAUGGCCUGGGGGCAGAGUAGCUAUUGUUAGCAGGGUAUAUUUUUCCCUGGAGGUUGAUCUGAAAGAUUUUAUUACAUUGUAACAGAUCUAGAUGGAAACAUAAGCAGAUUUCAAGCUAAAAGUGCAAUUUUGAAUUGUUCUUAUUCAGAUUUUCAUAAUAUGUGUAGAACAUCUUGAAGAUUUUAUUCACUUUUACAUAUUAGGCUC
Salvia miltiorrhiza (redroot sage) is the source of this 3506-nucleotide messenger RNA. RefSeq names its product pentatricopeptide repeat-containing protein At1g52620-like. Bases 183 to 2666 code for a protein of 827 amino acids. The transcript has 2 exons. Gene Ontology annotation, molecular function: protein binding. Lineage: Eukaryota; Viridiplantae; Streptophyta; Magnoliopsida; Lamiales; Lamiaceae. The record is from RefSeq and is a predicted model, not a curated record.